This is a messenger RNA of Alligator sinensis (Chinese alligator), 2837 nucleotides long. RefSeq names its product zona pellucida sperm-binding protein 3-like. The transcript has 10 exons. The record is from RefSeq and is a predicted model, not a curated record. Gene Ontology annotation, cellular component: extracellular matrix. Gene Ontology annotation, biological process: binding of sperm to zona pellucida; egg coat formation; positive regulation of acrosome reaction. Bases 92 to 1165 code for a protein of 357 amino acids. NCBI's taxonomy places the organism in Eukaryota, Metazoa, Chordata, Crocodylia, Alligatoridae. Gene Ontology annotation, molecular function: acrosin binding.
ACUGAUCACAGAGGUUGUCUAUCAGAAGAUAUACAUCUAUAAUUUCUUUUGAGAAUAUAUGUUCCUGUACUAGGACAGUGAGUCUAGCAUCAUGGGGCUGUGGAAAGAGUUACUGGUGGUGCUUGCCUGGAGCUCAGUGUUUGCUGCUCGGAGAGGGAGAAGGAGUGUGUCCAAUUACUCUGUAUCCUAUGAGUGCAAUAAAACCAGCAUCCACCUGACCGUACACCUGAACCCCCAGGGAGCUGGCCUCAUGCUUGACCCACAAUUCCUGCAUUUGGGCAGCUGCCCCUACUCUAUCAUCAACAACCAACAGGGCCUUCUGCACUUUCAGUAUGACCUGAAGGACUGCAGUUUCUCACAGCUGACUUCUGGGAAUGUGCUUGAGCACUUCACCGACUUGGCCUAUAGGCCUCCCUCUGGGAGAGGCAGAUACUACGCCACCUCCUUCACUGAAAGAAUAAACUGCACUGAUUAUGAUGCAAAAUCCUUGACUCAUACAAAUAUAUCCUCUGUUACUGGUCAGCUGUCUGCCUCCAGUGUACUGAUGUUCAAGGUGAUGCUAAUGAACGGGGACUUCAGUGCCCCUUCAGACUUCCCGGUCUUUCCCCUGGGCUCUCAGAUUCAUAUAGAGUUUGCUGUACAGAGUUUCUUCCACCAGCCUCUGCAGAUUUUUGUGGAUGAGUGCAUGGCCACCACAACCCCAGAACUCCACAGAUCUCCCAGGAGCUACAGCAUUAUUGCAAACCAUGGGUGUUUUGUGGAAGGUAAAGUGUCAAACUCCCAUUUUCUACCCAGAAAGGCUCCUGAAGCUAUCAGUGUUUCCCUGCAGGCUUUUGGAUUUGUUGGUGUGGACUCAGAUAUCUAUCUUCACUGCCAGGUGCUGGUCUGGGACCCCCAAGUGCUCAUGCACCCCACUAGGAAGGCCUGCUCAUUCCACAGGGACACAAAUAGGUGGGAACUCCUGGAUAAUCCUAUUCUAAGCAACAUGUGUGGUUGCUGUGACACUCUCUGCCAAGAAACAGGCUUGCGCCACAAGAGAGCCCUAGCAGACUCUACAGAGAAAGGGGGGCUUAUCCAUGCUGUUGUACUUGGGCCCUUGAAGAUCCAGAAACCAGCUCCAAAGACCGGAAGCUACAAAUGGCUCUCUUGCAGUCAACCGUUAUAAAGCUAUUGGUGUCCUGCUUAUGGUUUCAGUGCUAGUGGUGCUGUGCCUGGGCUUCUCCUUCCACAGUGGCUGCUGCUCCAGAAUCAAGCUGGCUGAGGACUCGUGCUCUGAGGGACUAAUUACAGAAGAAGCAGAUGGUGCAAGUGUUUAGUACAGAUGUGCAAUGAGUCAAAGUUGUGGGUUUGUUUGUUUGUUUUGGCUGGGGGGGCGGGGUUUGGCAGCUUUUAAAAAAAAAAAAAAAAGUUUGGAGAAUAAGUCGUAUGCAUACACACAAUCUGUGAUCUGUCUUGGCUUCUGCUGGGUGGGAUGGGGGAGCACCAAGUAUCAGGAGGCAUCUCUGUAGUUAACCUUGUCUUGCAGUAGCUGCCUUGAAUACAGAGCUGUCCAACUUCUGAAUGGCCAGGGACUGUGCCCAUGACCCUUCCAGCUUUCCUCCCCCUACCCUCCCACCUUCCCUGAGGCAGGGGGAGGAAGUAAAAGCUUGAGGAGGGAAGGGGAGGCCAGAGACCCUGAUGGCAACCACAGGAGAGCAGUGUGGAGAGCUGUGCCUGGAGUUGUGUAUUUGACAGCCCUAUUCUCCCACCUGCCUACAGCCUGACCAUACUGAUUGCAUCUGAUCUCAGAAGCUAAGCAGGCCCAGGCCCAGUACCUGGAUGGGAGACGGCCUGGGAGUCCUGGGUGCUGUAGGCUGCCUGCCCUUCCUGCCAGGGGCGGGGGGUCAGACACGAUGAUCCAUUGUGGUCCCUUCUGACUCUACAAUCCUAUGAAUCUUUUUUUUUUUUUUAUACAUGCUGAGCCAUGGAAAGUGUAGAAGCUGUCAUAUCCAGCAGCUUAACUUUAACGCUAAGCUCUUCUGAAACUCCUUUUUUAAUAGUGUCUAAGGCCCUGCCAAUAAAAGGAGUUCCCCUUUCCCCUGGGGUAGAACACUACCUUCCACGUGAAGAAAUCAGGGAUGGGUCAGUGAUUCUUCUGGUCUAGAAGUUAUGCCUUUGCCUUGUCACACUUAGUAUGCAGCCAGUGGGCUAGGAUUCACUCAGUCACUCUGCAGCCUGUUUUAAGUAGCAGGCAAUUAAAUUGCACUGCCUUGCCCCUGCCCUUAAUUCAGAAGCCUGAGCUGGCAGGCUUCUGCAGCACAAAAUCACUCUUGCUACAGUAAUGUCUUGCAUUCACUUACAGCCUGCUCUGACAGUCACUGUUAAAGAGCAGUAGAAGUUGGAUUCUCUAAUCUGGAAAUGAAUCUGAAGUGCAACUGUAGAUCAGCUGAACCUUCUCCUGUGUUCUCCCAAAAGGGCAUGAGAGAAUUUAAGGUACUAUAGCUUCAUACUAGCAACUUCAAGUAGAAGUCGGAUUACUCUUGAUUACACAUCCCUCCUUGAGGCUGGGUAAGAAAAGCAUGAAAAUGAUUCCUCCCUUGAAAACAAAUCCCUCUUCUCCCAAUGUUUGCUAGUACUUGUGACCUGGAGAAAUAUAGCUGUUUCCCAGCUCUGUUAGGAGCCUUAUCUGCUCUCAUGGUAGUUCAGAAGCCAGCUUCUGAGUUCACAACCUCAUGUUAAAAUGAUGCUGCAAAAAAGUUGGUCCUGUUCCAGAGUCAAGCAGAGAUGUUAUUUCUGCUGACUAAAACCAUCUUGCUAUUUACCAUCUUGGCUACUUGGAACAAACCCACCUCUGUUUG